AUGAGGAAUUCCAAACCUUCGACGCCCGUCUCACCGACUCGCUGUCAACGCCCAUCCUCAACGGCUCUCGGCCUUUACUCUCGGUGCCACCCCACACCCGCCAUUGACCGAAGUGAGGCGUAUUUAGAGAAUGGAAAACGAAGAGGAUCCAAGUGUGGUAGUCAGUCCAUUGAAGAAUCCCAAGCUGAUAUUGCUGUUCUUCUCAGGAAGCUUAUUCGUGAUGAAAUCCGUUCUGGAAAAAGUGACAAAGAUAUCUAUAAAAAGCUUGAAGAUGAUUAUGGGGAGACGAUUCUUUAUGCUCCAAAGUUUGAUUGGCAGACUGCAGCCUUCUGGCUCUCACCUCUUCUGAUUGCUGGAGCAGCUGGAGGAAUAUGGGCAUAUGAGAGAAAGAAACAAUGCUGGACAUUCUUACCCCUCCACCUUCAGGAAUACUUCCAACAUCCCCAUGGUGGAAAAACUGGCUUCCUCAAUGAACAAAUUUCACACUAA
Lactuca virosa is the source of this 489-nucleotide messenger RNA. NCBI's taxonomy places the organism in Eukaryota, Viridiplantae, Streptophyta, Magnoliopsida, Asterales, Asteraceae. The record is from the annotation of a GenBank genome assembly.